CAAAAGUUUGUUGUUUUUCAUCGUCGUUUUUGUGUUUUGAUCGUUUUGAUAUGCUGAGAUUAUUGAUUUUUCGAGGAAAAUGUAAAAAAGUUACAAAAAUUCGUUGUGUUCAUAGGAAAAAAUCUGUGCUCCUUCACCAAUCUAUAAGUAAUGUUGCAGAGAAUCAUUGAAAAGCCAAUCGACGUUCCCAGCAGUAGCAGCACCAGCAGCAAAAUGGAAGAACUUUCCGGGGUAAUGAUUGUGCUCAUCAUCGGGGGCGGAGUCCUUGCCGUGACGAUUUGUUUCAUCAUUGCCAAGCGGCAGAUUGUCCGGUUUGCGCUUCGCCAGAGACGUGGACCCCAUGUUGCAGUGGGACAUGAUGCUAAAAAGUCCAUAAAGAAGGAGAUCGAGAGGCGAAUCGACUGCAUUCAGAAAAUUUAUUUUGAACCCAAGCUGCUCUGGGAUGACAAAACAGAUGGUAAAAAAUACAUUUUGCAACCAGACGCAAAUUUACCACCUUACUACUAUCGUAUGAAGGCCAUGGAUGAUGUCAAAGAAUUAGAGAAAGAGAUUGCCAAACAGGAUGGAUCGACCCGUCAUCCACGAGACAGCUUGAGAGCAUUUCUUCUGACUACUUUAGCUGCACCGUUGAAUGGAUCUGGCCAGAGAUUGAUCCAUCAGUUCUGUGAUAUGUAUGAGCACGCACGACAUGAUCCUAAUGAGUUCGGUGAGGAGGAGUAUCAAUCAUACCAGCGAUUACUCAAGAAAUUGACGGAUGCAACCAAAAUGCUGAAAUCGUUCAGCAACAGUCGCAAAUCGUCACCUAAUCGAACACCGAAGAAGCAGAGCAAAAUGCAAUCGCUGUUAGAUCCAUCGCGAUUGAGACCUCCGCCAAUGGGUGGAGCUGGGGUCGGCGGAGAAAUAGGUGGUCGAGGGGGUGACGGUGGAAACCAUAAUGCACGCCUGAAUCUUUCCCUGGGCGUUCAACUGCAGCAUCAACAGCAACAACAACAGGAACUUGACGAAAAUGAAAUACUCAGCAUCUCUCAGUAUCACGGAGAAACAGAAACCUUCACCAUACACAGGUCUUUCAAAGAUUGAAAUGGUUUGAGAUACGAUUGUACGCCAUAAAUAUUCAUUUAAUAUUUAAUUAAUAUUGAUAAUAGAGUUCAACACAAGGGAAGAAA
Molecule: messenger RNA, 1166 nt
Organism: Armigeres subalbatus
Lineage: Eukaryota; Metazoa; Arthropoda; Insecta; Diptera; Culicidae
Product: protein C1orf43 homolog
Exons: 6
Coding region: 151-1080 (309 amino acids)
Source: RefSeq, a predicted model, not a curated record